This is a messenger RNA of Sorghum bicolor (sorghum), 2427 nucleotides long. RefSeq lists its product as uncharacterized. NCBI's taxonomy places the organism in Eukaryota, Viridiplantae, Streptophyta, Magnoliopsida, Poales, Poaceae. The transcript is spliced from 5 exons. The record is from RefSeq and is a predicted model, not a curated record. The coding region runs from base 1 to 2427 and encodes 808 amino acids.
AUGGCAACCUCCUCUGAAGCUGCCGCUUCCUUCUUUAGUUUUCUCCCACCAGUAACCAAGAAACUAACUCGUAGCAACUACAACAUGUGGCUUGCUCAAGUCACAGCCACUCUGCAGGGCGCUCAGCUCUGGAGUUUCACCAAACCCACCACCAAACCCCCUCCUGAGUUUCUUGAGGUCGACGCCGCCGCUGCUGCGGCGGCGGGCAACAAGGCGGAACCGGCCGUCAAUCCGGAAUAUGAGAAGUGGUUGGCCAAGGACAGCCAAGUCCGCAGCUACCUCUUCACAUCCCUCUCCGAGGACACCUUCUCCCAGGUCGCGGACGCGACCACGGCGGCCGAAUUGUGGGCCGCAAUCCAGACGCUCCAAGCGUCCCAGUCCCGCGCCCGGAUCAUGUCCACGCGGAUGGCACUCGCCACGGCAACCAAGGGGUCGUCAACCGUGGCGGAAUUCUUCACCAAGAUGAAGGGCUUGGCCGACGAGAUGGCGUCGGCGGGCAAGAAGCUGGACGACGAUGAGGUCGUCUCCUACAUCCUCAUGGGUGUUGGAGAGGAGUUCGAGUCGGUUACAUCUGCGGUUGCAAACCGUACCGACCCGAUUUCUCUCCCAGAGCUCCAGGCUCAGCUCGUGAGCCAUGAACAACGCCGUGAGAUCCGCGAUGGCGGCUCCCACUCCUCCGUCAACUCUGCAGAAAAGGGCGGCCGUCGUGGUGGUCGUCCUUCCUAUUCCCGUGGCGGCCGUGGUGGUGGUGGUCGCGGCGGCUUCGGGCGUGGCCGCAACAGCGGUCGGAAUGGUGGUCGUGGUGGUGGCCACAACAACAACAACAACUUCACCAACAACACCUUUCUCGAAGGUGUGAUCUGCCAGAUUUGUGGCAGGGAAGGCCAUGGUGCGGAUCGCUGCUACAAGUAUGUCGGCUACCCACCAAAGAAGUGUGCAUCCGCAGCAACAACCUCCUACGGCGUGGACACCAACUGGUACAUGGACACUGGUGCCACGGACCACAUCACUAGCGAGCUAGAUCAACUUACAAUCCGCGAUCGCUACAACGGCAACGACCAUGUACACACCGCUAGCGGAUCAGGUGAAACAAGCACAUGCACAAAUGGGAUCGGCUUCCUCUCCGGAUCGCUAACGACUUCAGGCGCAGCUGCGAGUCUAUCAGGCCCUCCUCCAACCAUUGGAGAUGCGGCCUUGUCAGGGCCAACCGCUGACCCCGUCGCAUCCGAUCCAUCUUCGUCGCAGCAGCAUGCAGCUGCCCAACCAGAUUCGACCAUGGAGUCUGGAACGCCUAUUUCUGGACUCGGUGGUGCUUCGUCGCAACAUCAUGCGGUCGCACAACAAAAUUUGGCCUCAGAGUUUGGAAUGCCUAUUCCUGGACUUGGUGCAGCUUCAUCGCAGCAGCAUGCGGCCGCACAACCAAAUUUGGCCGUGGAGUCUGGUGCGUCUAUUCCUGAACUUGGUGCGGCUCCUACAUGCACGUCUGCACCGACUCCCUCUAUUCCAGUACCACCUCGUCCUGCCACUCGUUCUCAGCAUGGAAUUCUGCAGCCUAAGCGCCGCACUGACGGCACUGUCCGCUGGUGUAACCUUGCCACGACAGAAGAGCCAUCGUCUGUUGAUGAUGCCAUGCAAGAUAAACGUUGGUCUAUGGCUAUGGAUGAAGAACAUCGUGCUCUUCUCAAUAAUCACACUUGGCAUUUGGUCCCACCUCCACGUGGCAAGAAUGUCAUUGGAUGCAAAUGGGUGUACAAGAUCAAAAAGAGAGCUGAUGGUCAAGUUGAACGGUACAAGGCGCGUUUGGUGGCCAAAGGUUAUCGACAACGCUAUGGUCUUGACUAUGAGGACACUUUCAGUCCGGUUGUCAAAGCUGCAACAAUUCGCAUUGUUUUGGCUGUAGCUCUAUCCAGAGGAUGGUCUCUUCGCCAAUUGGAUGUCAAAAAUGCUUUUCUUCAUGGUGUCCUUCAAGAGGAAGUGUAUAUGCAUCAACCACCUGGCUAUGUUGACUCCAAGUAUCCAGGCUAUGUUUGCAAACUAGACAAAGCUAUUUAUGGCCUAAAGCAAGCUCCUCGAGCAUGGCAUGCUCGUCUUUGUGCAAAACUUGAGUCUCUUGGAUUUGUUCCUUCCAAGGCAGAUGCAUCACUCUUCUACUUCAACAAGGGACGUGGAAGCAUCAGUGAAACACCGUGCAUCACUGAGUGUCUCACGGAACCUGCAAAGAGUUUUGUUGUUUUGCAUGUGCUGGAAGUUGCUCUGGGGCGCACUAGCAAUGGCUCUUCUUAUGAGUCUCCAGAUGAAAGUUUUAAUGACUGGAGAGAUGUUUUUACAGUUCCAGACACGUUUGAGGAUGCCCAUCGCUUCAUUUGUGAUACUUCUGGGGCCUUGGUUUGGGAGCUGAAACCUGGACAUAUUGUUAAGAUUGAUUAG